This is a messenger RNA of Stegostoma tigrinum, 2602 nucleotides long. Its product is annotated as microsomal glutathione S-transferase 1-like. Gene Ontology annotation, molecular function: glutathione transferase activity. The coding region runs from base 254 to 718 and encodes 154 amino acids. The transcript has 4 exons. NCBI's taxonomy places the organism in Eukaryota, Metazoa, Chordata, Chondrichthyes, Orectolobiformes, Stegostomatidae. The record is from RefSeq and is a predicted model, not a curated record. Gene Ontology annotation, cellular component: membrane; mitochondrion.
UUCUUGUUAGGAACAGACACAGACCUUCUCGUGUUUCAAGAACCUAGAACUGAGUGUAAAGUCACAACACUCCUUACAAUUCGCAGCUGAGAGAAAUUCUCUUCCUGCGUUUGCUGGGAGGCGUGUCACCGGAGAUUCUAGUCCUCCAGUAUCCCAUCGACCUAGCAGUUUGGACCUUUUCCUCUUACACCACGGGUAAAGUUGUAGAGAGUUCGGAUCCUGCAACAUCCGGAUUGCUGAGAGGGGCUUGGAAAUGGCCGAGGUGUUCAGCAGCGAGGUUUUCCUCGCAUACUCUACCUACAGCACCAUCGUGUUGCUGAAGAUGCUGUUGAUGGGACCCCUGACGGCAUACUUUAGGGUCACACGGAAGGUCUUUGUCAAUCCUGAAGAUGCCAAUGCACAUGGCGCCAAGGAUGAAGAAUCCAAGAAAAUGUAUUUGAGGACUGAUCCGGAUGUGGAACGUGUGAGGAGAUGUCAUCAGAACGACCUAGAGAACAUUGUUCCAUUUGUUGGCAUUGGUCUGUUGUAUGCCCUCUCUGGCCCUGACCUGACUACAGCUGUAAUGCACUUCAGAAUCUUCGCUGCUUCCAGAGUCUUCCACAGCAUUGCUUAUCUGGUUCCUCUUCCCCAGCCAUCACGUGGCUUGAGCUGGAUAGUUGGGAUGGGAGUGACCUUUUCAAUGGUUUACAGAGUGCUGAAGGCAGGAGUGCACCUUUGAAAGCAUUGAUUAACACAGCAUUCUCUUUCCAAACCAUUUUUUUGUUCCACUCAUUCUGUUCAAGUUUAGUCUCUGUAAUCAUGUUGAUUAAAAUGCAAGUAUGAAAUGUAAUUCAUAGGUGAAAAUGAAGGGGAAACGGAAGACAAAACAAACUCUCUAAGCCAGAUUUAACUUAGUACUUGUGUGUGUGAGACUAGCCAGUGUCUAAUUUUUUUUCUUUUUAAGUGGUUAAACCUGUUUUGGGACAAGUUUCCAAGAGCAAUUAGAACAAUGACAAUUUGGCAGUUGUACAGUGUCUGAUCAACAAAUGGCUCUGCAAUGAUUUAAAUUAAUAUCAAACACAUCUUGUGUGAAUUAAUUGCACCGUCAGGCAUCCCUCCAUUUUGCCUUCUGGCUCAUUAAAGGGGUCUUAACUUUGCAAAUGCGUAAUUAGUACUGGUGCGCUGUUGAUCCGGUUUUCAAUCCUCCAGUAUGUGCUGACUACUUUUAGUGGGGAGGUAGAUGGCCCACUGACCAUGCCCUGCAGCAAAAGAUAUUUUCUGUUCUGUUCAUAAAUGUUAUAGCAGCAGGUGGUACUUCAUCCACAGCCUCCUGGCUCAGAGCUAAGGGCACUGCCACUGCUCCACAACAGCUUCAGCCACAGCAAAGAAAAAUAGAUGAAGUAAAGAAUAUCUGUGCAUGAAAGAUGAAGUAUGUUGCUGGUUUAAGUUAGUGCUGAUGGUUACGGCUACUUUGUCAUAGAACAGGGCUGGGUGGCUUCACUCUUAAGAGAUUGGUUAAAGGCAUGCAGUAUUAAAUAGCAUAAAUGGUGUUUGAUCUCACUUGCACAAUUGAAAUGUUGUCAUUUUUAUCUUGAAAACCAGCAGACAGCAAAGCAUUAAUUUGGGAGCCGUAGAAUUUUGAACUUCCUGGUUUAUUAGGUGCAAAGUGCAAUGUUCUGAUCUGAUAGGAGUUUGAAUUUUAGAUUAAAUAAAGUUGACUGCAUAAUGUGACAAAAUCAGAACAAUCCUAGAUGUUGUGCUUCACAAUCCGUGAUUAUAGAAAGUUAAAUCUUUUCAAUCAUGUGUUGUUUUAAAAAGAUGUAAUGUACCCAGCCCCCUUACUGUGCUGUUCUGUGCGUAUGUUGCAUUGAAGUGAAAUAUAUCUUAAAUUUACAUCUUGUUUAAACUGUUUAUGAAUUAAUAAAUGUGCAGUACACAUUAAGCCUUCACACUUCUAGUCUGAAUGAUGACUACAGGAGAGUAGCUAGCUAGUCAAAAUGUUGAAUGCUUCUACAGUGGUUUCCCAGUCAAAAAGCCGUAGGUUUGUCUCCUAUCUAUCAGAGUGUAAAGGUCAUGACAGAUGGAGAGAUGAUCUGUGAAGUUCUGUAACUGUUGCAAGUCGAGUGGUUUUGCAGCAGGUGCUGUUCAGACCAUCGCAGAUGAUCUCCUAAUUUUGUGGUGCUUUCUAACUGGCUUUAGUCACAUCCUUUUUGCAACCCCCCACACCCAAAAGUCCUGCCCUAGAGGUCUGGAAAGAUGGGCUAGGAUUCAUGGCGUCCCUCACCUCUAUUAAAUUUGCUGUCUGUGAAUGUUUGAUGGGGAUUAGACCUUACAAUUGUACUGCUUGCCGUGGAUCAUGUGACACUUCUCAAAAUGGCACUAAUGACCCCAUCUCCACCGGGGAUAACAGAGAAUUAAAAAUAAACACUUUAAGGCAUCUCCUCAGUUGUAACUUACUUAAACUUGUUGUUUUAGUGUUGAUUUUUGGGCUGGUAAUGGGUUAUGAUUUUAUAAAGCUAUGCUUUAAAUGGAAUUGCAUUUUCUGUAGUUCUGACAAGUUUUCUUCAUCACACAUUUCUUGUUAUAUUCUACUUCAUAUUAAUAAACACUUGAUUGAAAUCUA